This is a messenger RNA of Diuraphis noxia (Russian wheat aphid), 968 nucleotides long. RefSeq names its product furin-like protease 2 (gene Fur2). Gene Ontology annotation, biological process: protein processing. The record is from RefSeq and is a predicted model, not a curated record. Lineage: Eukaryota; Metazoa; Arthropoda; Insecta; Hemiptera; Aphididae. Gene Ontology annotation, cellular component: trans-Golgi network; Golgi membrane. Gene Ontology annotation, molecular function: serine-type endopeptidase activity.
CUAUUAUUUUAGUUUUUAAAUAGACUCCACUGGGUAUUGUUUUAAUGUUUUUAAGAAUUAAAUUUAUUUUUACUUAACAGUUCGGUAAUAAUUUGUUCUCGGAAAAUUAAAAGAAACUAUUAAAUUACAUAAUGUUUAGUGGAAUUUUGUAAAGUGUAUCAAAACUCUAUAUAGUCUUCAGCUCAUAAACGACAGAUUGUCUACGUACAAUGAGACCAUGGUUUGGUCUGUUGUGCCUAAGCAUUGUCACCUUGUGCGUGGGACAUCGUCAGCGUCCAAUAUAUAUGAAUCAAUUCGCCGUGCACAUACCAAAAGGCUCUGGUCAGGCUGAACAAAUUGCAGCUAAACAUGGUUUCAACAACAUAGGACAAAUUGGCAGUCUGAAGGGUUUUUACCUCUUCGAACACAAACACGUGCAUAAACGGUCAAUGGAAACCAGCGAUGAACAUCAUAAGAAACUCAUAGACGAACCCGACGUGCAUUGGGUUCAACAACAACAUGAAAAGAAGAGGCGAAAACGGGAUUUUCCUGGGCCUAAUUUACCUGCUACUGUAUUUGCUGGUUCCACCGAUUUUUUCCAGCAACAAACAUCAGGUGGACCAUUAUCACCACUUACACAAGGACAAGCAUUCAGACGUAUUGGUAAUUCUGUCCAUAACGUAUUUCCCGAUCCACUUUUUAAAGAACAAUGGUACCUGAAUGGUGGUGCUCUGGAUGGUUUCGACAUGAAUAUGGGUCCAGCUUGGCAAAAAGGGUAUACCGGAAAAAACGUGGUCGUCUCAAUACUUGACGACGGUAUACAGACCAAUCAUCCUGAUUUGGCACACAAUUACGGCCGUCACGGRAAAGGAUCUAUAUUCGUUUGGGCAUCUGGCAAUGGUGGGCGGCAUACUGAUUCUUGCAAUUGUGACGGAUACACAAACAGCAUUUUUACAUUGUCAAUAUCCAGCGCCACACAAGGAGGGUAA